Messenger RNA from Pongo pygmaeus (Bornean orangutan), 6422 nucleotides. RefSeq names its product NIMA related kinase 5 (gene NEK5). Lineage: Eukaryota; Metazoa; Chordata; Mammalia; Primates; Hominidae. Bases 461 to 3094 code for a protein of 877 amino acids. The record is from RefSeq and is a predicted model, not a curated record. The transcript has 23 exons. Gene Ontology annotation, molecular function: protein kinase activity; ATP binding. Gene Ontology annotation, biological process: protein phosphorylation.
ACUCUUCCUGUCUCAGUUUAGCUCAUUUGUAAAACUGGGAGACUACUGCCUUGAGGGGUUGUGAAAAAAAGAGAACGUUUGCGAAGCGUCUGGUGCACCGUAAGCAAGAGCGGGGAGCACUACUAUAGACUGCAAAGCAAUGGAAUCCAGACCCAAGGCAACGGGGACGGUUGCGGGGUGACUCUGCCGGGUCGCCAAACUCCCUGGCGCCUGACCCUGCCUCGAGGUGAACUGUGUGGACUGGUCCCCAGGCCAUUCCAGCCCCGCGCCCCGCCCGCGUUUCCUUGCGCGGCUCCGCCCCGGCAGCAGGGAGGCGCAGCGGCCCCGGGAACCCGGAUCCUUCCGGGACGCUUCCUUGGCCCCGCGGAGCCGGCGAAGCAGGUACGCUGCAGGGGCCGCCCUUAGUCCUUGCCCGAAGACGCCACAGGACUUCGGGAGCCGGGCGGGGUGGGGGAAAGGGAUGGAGUCUCGGCCUGGGGCGGCGGGGGCGGCCCAGAAAAGGCCUAGCUUCCCGGGCUGUGUAGGUGUAGCUUCCAGGGCGCGUCGGUCUCUAUGGCAACGCUCCACACGCGGAGGUCCGGUACAGUUGUUAUCUGUGGCCACAAGGAAAGUUAUUUGUCUCUGUCUUGGCAAGGCUGGGAGGAAAGUUUUAGCAAAGAACCUCAGCCCAUUGGAGACCAUGGAUAAGUACGAUGUGAUUAAGGCCAUCGGGCAAGGUGCCUUCGGGAAAGCAUACUUAGCUAAAGGGAAAUCAGAUAGUAAGCACUGUGUCAUAAAAGAGAUCAAUUUUGAAAAGAUGCCCAUACAAGAAAAAGAAGCUUCAAAGAAAGAAGUGAUUCUUCUGGAAAAGAUGAAACAUCCCAACAUUGUAGCCUUCUUCAAUUCAUUUCAAGAGAACGGCAGGCUGUUUAUUGUAAUGGAAUAUUGUGAUGGAGGGGAUCUCAUGAAAAGGAUCAAUAGACAACGGGGUGUGUUCUUUAGUGAAGAUCAGAUCCUUGGUUGGUUUGUGCAGAUUUCUCUAGGACUAAAACAUAUUCAUGACAGGAAGAUAUUACACAGGGACAUAAAAGCUCAGAACAUUUUUCUUAGUAAGAAUGGAAUGGUGGCAAAGCUUGGGGACUUUGGUAUAGCAAGAGUCCUGAAUAAGGAUAUUUGGUCUCUUGGCUGUGUCUUAUAUGAGCUCUGCACACUCAAACAUCCUUUUGAGGGUAACAACUUACAGCAGUUGGUUCUGAAGAUUUGUCAAGCACAUUUUGCCCCAAUAUCUCCAAGGUUUUCUCGUGAGCUACAUUCCUUGAUAUCUCAGCUCUUUCAAGUAUCUCCUCGAGACCGACCAUCCAUAAAUUCCAUUUUGAAAAGGCCCUUUUUAGAGAAUCUUAUUCCCAAAUAUUUGACUCCUGAGGUCAUUCAGGAAGAAUUCAAUCACAUGCUUAUAUGCAGAGCAGGAGUGCCAGCUUCUCGACAUGCUGGGAAGGUGGUCCAGAAGUGUAAAAUACAAAAAGUGAGAUUCCAGGGAAAGUGCCCACCAAGAUCAAGGAUAUCUGUGCCAGUUAAAAGGAAUGCUAUAUUGCAUAGAAAUGAAUGGAGACCACCAGCUGGAGCCCAGAAGGCCAGAUCUAUAAAAAUGAUAGAAAGACCCAAACUUGCUGCUGUCUGUGGACAUUAUGAUUAUUAUUAUGCUCAACUUGAUAUGCUGAGGAGGAGAGCCCACAAACCAAGUUGUCACCCUAUUCCUCAAGAAAAUACUGGAAUUGAGGGUUAUGGUCAGGAAACGAAGCAUGGUCCAUCCCCAAGUCAAUGGCCUGCUGAGUACCUUCAGAGAAAAUUUGAAGCUCAACAAUAUAAGCUGAAAGUGGAGAAGCAAUUGGGUCUUCGUCCAUCUUCUGCCGAGCCAAAUUACAACCAGAGGCAAGAGUUAAGAAGUAAUGGAGAAGAGCCUAGAUUCCAGGAGCUGCCAUUUAGGAAAAACGAAAUGAAGGAACAGGAAUAUUGGAAGCAGUUAGAGGAAAUACGCCAACAGUACCACAGUGACAUGAAAGAAAUUAGAAAGAAGAUGGGGAGAGAACCAGAGGAGAACUCAAAAAUAAGUCAUAAAACCUAUUUGGUGAAGAAGAGUAACCUGCCUGUCCAUCAAGAUGCAUCUGAGGGAGAAGCACCUGUGCAGGACAUUGAAAAAGACUUGAAACAAAUGAGGCUUCAGAACACAAAGGGAAGUAAAAAUCCAGAACAGAAAUAUAAAGCUAAGAAGGGGGUAAAGUUUGAAAUUAAUUUAGACAAAUGUAUUUCUGAUGAAAACAUCCUCCAAGAGGAAGAGGCAAUGGAUGUACUAAAUGAAACUUUGACCUUUGAGGAUGGCAUGAAGUUUAAGGAAUAUGAAUGUGUAAAGGAGCAUGGAGAUUAUACAGACAAAGCAUUUGAAAAACUUCACUGCCCAGAAGCAGGGUUUUCCACGCAGACUGUAGCUGCUGUGGGAAACAGGAGGCAGUGGGAUGGAGGAGCGCCUCAGACUCUGCUGCAGAUGAUGGCAGUGGCCGACAUCACCUCCACCUGCCCCACAGGGCCUGACGAUGGCCAAGUUAUUGUGAUUGAAGGCAUUCCAGAAAACAGGAAACAGUGGCGGCAUGAAGCUCCAGGAACUUUAAUGAGUGUUUUGGCAGCAGCACAUCUAACGAGUAGCUCAUUUUCUGCUGAUGAAGGAGAAUUUGCAAUGGGAACAUUAAAACAAUGGCUACCCAAAGAAGAAGAUGAAGGGAAGGUAGAAAUGGUCUCUGGCAUGGAAGUAGAUGAGGAACAACUAGAACCAAGGUCUGAUGAUGAUGAUACAAAUUUUGAAGAAUCUGAAGAUGAGUUGAGAGAUGAAGUAGUAGAAUCCUUAGAAAAACUCGCUACUUUCAAAGGGGAAGAAAAAACAGAAGAGGCCUCCAGUGCCUCUAAGGACUCUAGAAAGUCAAGAGAAAGAGAAGGGAUAAGUAUGCAGAAAUCUGAAGAAUUAAGUGAAGGCUUGGAGAAUAUUUCUACUACAUCUAAUGACCACAUUUGUAUUACUGAUGAAGACCAAGGAACAUCAACAACCAGUCAAAAUAUACAAGUGUGAUUAUUGUACUUUCUCUUAAGUAAUAAGUUAGUGUCUAUUACCUAUAGUAUUUAUUUGGGUACAAGUCAUAAAUGCUCAUUUACUGUAAGGGUUUUCUAGUAAUCUCAAGGAUUUAUUAAUUUUUCUUUCAAUUUAGGAAGUAGAACUUUUGAAUAUAGACAUUAAUAUUUUUACUUUAAAGUUUCUAUUAAGAAAUCUUAGGCCGCGCAGUCUCAUCACUUUGGGAGGCCAAGGCAGGCAGAUCAUGAGGUCAGGAGUUUGAGACCAGCCCAACCAACAUGGUGAAACCCCAUCUCUACUAAAAAUACAAAAUUAGCUGGGCAUGGUGGUGCAUGCCUGUAAUCCCAGUUACUUGGGAGGCUGAGGCAGGAGAAUCACCUGAACCUAGGAGAUGGAAGUUGCAAGUGAGCCGAGAUUGUGCCAUUGCACUCCAGCCUGGGCAACAAGAGUGAAACUCUGUCUCAAAAAAAGAAAAAAAAAAAAACAACUUUCAGCUAAUAUAUGUGGUAGGCAGAGUAAUGUGGCUCAACGCCCCCUCCAAAACAUGUCCCAUCCUAAUCCCCACAGUUUGUGAAUAUGGCAAAGGAGAAUUAAGGUUGCAGGUGAAAUUGUUUGCUCAUCAGCUGACCUUAAAAUAGGGAGGUUAUCUUGGUUUAUCCACGUGGGUGCAGUGUAAUCACAAGGGUCCUUACAAGUGGAAGAGGAAGACAAAAGAGAAAACCAGAGCGAUCGCAGCAUGAAAAAGACUCAGCCUGAUGUUGCUGGCUUUGAAGAUGUUGGACAAGGCCACAAACUAAGAAUUCAGACAGCCUCUGGAAUCUGGAAAAGGCAAAGAAAUGGAUUCUUCCCUAGAGCCUCCAGAAGGAACACAGCCCUGCCAACAACUUAAUUUUAGCCUAGUGAGUUCAAUUUCAUACUUCUGACCUGCAGAACUGUUAAGAUAAUAAAUUGUGUUAACUAAGUUUGUGAUAAUUUGUUAGGACAGCAAUAGAAAACAAAUACAACAUACAGGUUCACUCAUUUAACAUAAUCUGCCAUUUUACAAAACUGUGAUUUUGAAGUUUCUUGUUGUAUUGAAUACACUUUUUUGAAGCUGAUGUUGACACAGGAAUAAGGCAAUUGAGCAAGAACAAGGCAUGGUGUGUUAAUUAUGCACUAAAUGACCAUGGCCAUUUUGUCUAAUAGUUUCAAUAGUUUCUAAUGGUUUCAAGUGUAUAGGUUGAGGGCAGGGACUAUAUCUGGUCUUUAUAUCUUACAAUGAUUUUCUUAUAUACAGUUAUUAGCACAGUGCCAGAAAUGUUACCUGAAUUAAUAAAUGCUAAAACAUUUCCUCAUUAAGACUGUAAACUGUUUGGUGUAGGAAAACUAACUUUUUUUAAUUGAUCAUAACAAUUCCAACAUUGAACAUGGCCUGGAGCUUAACAGAUGUUUAUUUAAAUACUAAGGAGUAUGUCUGGGCUUAGGAAGGAGAGGGUGGUUACAUUUCAGGGUGGUAGAAUUCUGCCUGAAAUAUCUGCUCUAUAAUAAAAGUAAAAUGUCUCACCGAUAUACUGUUAAACUGAGAAAACAAAGAUGAGGUAAGGUGGGUCAGAUUAUUUCUAAGGUCUGUUUAUGUUUACUAUUUACAUUUCAUAUAAUUUUCAUUAAAUGUGGAGAAUGCAAGUCUUAGGAGUCACCUGAGGUACGUCCAGUUUUUUGUGACUAUUUCCUGAUGUUUGACAGACUGUUCUUUCAACUUGGUGUAGAGUUACAGUCUACUCUUUUAGGGAGAAUGCUGUUUGUUCACAUCAUGAGGCUGUAAAUAUUUAAAAUGUUCUCACCAUUGUGUUAGUUUCCAACUGACACAUGGCCUGAGAGAUUGGAGUAUCAUUAAUUCUGCAACUAUUUUAGUGCUCAGGAUGUGCAUAUGUUUAUUUACUUUCAGGACUAGUUCAGACAUAGUAAAACUGCUAGUGACUUCAUGUAAUCCUUAUUCUGAACUGUAUUUGAAAGCAAGGGAAAUGAAACAUGACCCCUAAUAACCUCAAACAUCCAAAGAUCAAGUCAAUUAAGGGCAAAAAAAAAAAAAAAAAAAAGACAAAAAAGAAUGUUUAAGGAUGGUAAAUGAACAUGCCAGGUGUGGUGGCUCAUGCCUGUAAUCCCAACACUUUGAGAGGCUGAGGCAGGAGGAUAGCUUGAGCCCAGGAGUUUGAGACCAGCCUGGGCAACAUAGGGAAACACCCAUCUCUACCCACCCCUCAGAAAAAAAAAAAAAAGAAUUAGCUGGUGUGUUGGUGUGCACCUCUGGUCCCAGCUAUUCAGGAGGCUGAGGUGGGAGAAUCACUUUAGUUUCAGCCUGGGAGGUUGAGGCUACAGUGAGCCAUAAUCUGUGAUCACAUCACUGCACUCCACCUUGAGUGACAGAGUAAGACCCUGUCUCAAAAAAAAAAAAAAAAAAAAGCAUGUCAGGUUAUCGGGUUUGUUCCCAUGACAAGAUGCUUGGCUAAAGUCUAGUCUAUUUUAGGUAAUAGUCACCAAGCUUUACUCAACAAUUUUGAAUUCUUUGCUGUAAAUUGGAAGUAUUCACUGUGAUAAGUAUACAUAUCUGCAACAUUUUCAGCUGGUUUUAGUCCCUAAUUCUAGACCUUACCCAUUUUACACACACUAUUAGCUAAAUCGUGUUCCUGAGGCAUGGCUCUGAUUGCUUUACUCUGGCUUUAGCCUUGGCCUCAUCUGUUAAAUUGAAACUGUUCAUCAGACCUGUAUGCAUUAAAAAAAAUUUUUUAUUAGAAAAAUCAGCCUCUUGCUAGCCAUGUAUGAUAGCUAUCAAAUUGAUCAUUCUGUAAAUGGUAGCAAUAAAUCAACACUUUGACCUCCUCUGUGUCUAAGUAACAUUUGCAUAUAGUACAAGUGAGCACAUAGCACCAGAAUAUUGGAACAGAUGCUUCUCCAAAGCCAAGGGUUGCCUUACAUUUAGAGUGGGAAAAGAGGAAAAUGAGUUAGCAGAGGAGCAGCGGGGAGGGGGCGGUAAAUUACAGGACAUAAUUUGCUUCUAAAAAUUUGUGUUACGUGUUGUAGUUAUAUAAUUAACUUUCCUAUUGUACUGAUUGACAGAUUUGGCACAGAUAUCCUCUCAUUGUGAAUAUAUAUGAAUAUAUCAGAGUUCUGGACUCUGGGGUAUACUUACAUAAACACAAAUAUUCUGAAAGCAUUGAUAAUCACACUGGUCUCUCAUAAUUUUGUCUAUAAGAUGACCUUAUAAAAUCCCUCAAGAAUUAUUUAAAUCAAGUGUACGAAGCUCUGCAGUUUUGUUAUGUCCGAAAUAUUAAUUAAAAAGUUUAUUAAACCU